This is a messenger RNA of Tigriopus californicus, 3465 nucleotides long. Its product is annotated as dopamine D2-like receptor. Gene Ontology annotation, cellular component: membrane. The record is from RefSeq and is a predicted model, not a curated record. Lineage: Eukaryota; Metazoa; Arthropoda; Copepoda; Harpacticoida; Harpacticidae. The transcript has 11 exons. Bases 1091 to 3139 code for a protein of 682 amino acids. Gene Ontology annotation, biological process: adenylate cyclase-activating adrenergic receptor signaling pathway. Gene Ontology annotation, molecular function: G protein-coupled receptor activity; dopamine neurotransmitter receptor activity, coupled via Gi/Go.
AAGAUCCCAAUCUCAUGGUCCAUUGGAUCUAAGAACCCAAGUUCAUUACACAUUGUGAAGCUAAAAGCUUCCUGUACUCGUGUGGUAUGAGCAUGCAUGCAAUAAUACAUGGUAACCACUUUCAUCUUGGCCAGCUUAUUUCGGAGAGGCACCAAUGUCCGACAAAAAAGAAUCAGGGCCGACUUCUUGUAGGUCGACCACGUUCCAAAGACCCAAGUGGGUUUUGGCCUUUCCUCCCUCUCUUCUUUUUCUUCCUCUUCCCCUACUUACUGCCAAGUCCCAUUUCCUGAAGUUCCCCCAUAAGUUCCAAUCCGUCUUUUGGCCCUCAAUCAACGGCCACCGAGACCUCGGAAGAAAAGGGCUCCGUCAAAUCAGAAGAACGAGGAGCGGAACAACCUCCUCUUGUCCUCUCGUCAGGCUUUCCUUUCGACCUGACUUCUCCGUCAGGAAAUAAAGGCUUCAUUAGUCAAAGGCUCCUUUACCGAUGCAGUUAAUGGAACUUUGAGCCUUCAUCUAUCAAAGCCUUUUCAACGAUAUUGUAUCUAAAACCCGUUCGCCUAGCUCAUCAUCAUCGUCUAUUGGAAGAAAAACAUUCAGAGCGGGCUGAAACGCCAACAAGGUCGAACUAAGCGAGUGUGACUAAAAGGAAGUUGUUUUCCUUCAAACUUGAGCUUCACAGUCCGCCAAAAAUCCACCCCCGAGGCAAAUCUAGCCUUCAUCAGACCGUACGCUGGAGUCAAUUUGUCAUUCUUCAACAUCGGAUUAAGAUUCGUCAGAGGCUCAGUUAACUGAAACCCAAUCAGCUUAUGGGUCCAAGUCGUCCAAGCUGAUUACUCGCCUCGUUCUUUCAGGCCAUGAAUCACGGUAUGAAUUGGUCCAUGGAUUCCAAGUGUGCAAUCGACUCACUCCGCGUGCCAAAAUGAGAAGCCAUGGCGAGGACGGACCCAAAAACAAAACGAUUUGGCCGUGUUCUCCCGAAUCCUUCACGAUUGCAUAGCUCGCCCUUCCAUUGGACCCAACACCGACAUUUCCAAUAACAGCGGCGCUGACGACAAUUCCACCCUUCGUUACGGAGGCAACCGGAAAAAGCAUGGCCAGCACAUUCUCUGAGCAUGUUCCCACCACAUUACCACCAUCUUUGGGUGCCAACCUCGGCUUGAAUGAUAAUGGUGGUGAUAAUAAUCACAAUCAUCAUCAUGAUGGUGAUAAUAAUGAUCGAGAUCUUGGGCAAUACCUCGACGAAGAGUACUCCCUUCAGAGUUCCACCUCGUUUGGAGGCCUGGCCGACACAAACUAUUGGGCCAUAUUGCUGCUCCUUCUGUGCGUGGUGGUGGUAUUUGGCAACGUUCUCGUGAUCUUGAGUGUGGCCAGAGAGAAGCUCCUUCAGAACAUCACCAACUUCUUCAUUGUGUCCUUGGCCGUGGCAGACCUCUUGGUGGCUGGUUUUGUUAUGCCCUUCUCUGUCUACGUCCUGGUCAAUUGGGGAAUGUGGGGAUUUCCGGAGAUCCUCUGUGAUUUCUACAUUGCUCUGGACGUGGUGUGCAGUACAUCAUCCAUCUUCAAUCUCGUCGCUAUUAGUAUUGAUAGAUAUUACGCCGUCACAGCGCCCAUCAAAUAUUCCCAGCACCGUGAUAACCACACCCGAGCCUACAUUUUCAUCAUGGUCUGUUGGGUGGCCUCAAUUGCCAUUGGGAGUCCAAUCAUGCUGGGAGCAAAUCAUAUCCCAGAUGAAGCCAAAGUUUUCUCCCGCGAGAUUCCUGACCAGUCAUCCGAGUGGUCUUCCAAUCAGACGGACAUAAACGAAGGAAUCAGGCCCAAUGAUUUGGGCUCGAACUCAAGUUCCGUCCGUUGGGAUGCAGGAAAUAGAGCUCUUCUCAACAUCAGCGUCAAUGAUGCUCUCCCCACUUCCAAAAUCAAAACCAAUCAGAGCCAAAUACAGAGUAUGGAGUUCGUGUGCGCCUUCUACAAUCCAGAUUUUAUUAUCUGGUCGUCCCUGGGAUCCUUCUAUAUUCCGUGCUUUGUGAUGAUUUUCCUUUACGCCAGGAUAUUCAAGGCUCUUCAUCAACGUGCCUUAAUUGCCAAGAUGGCCAAGAAGAAGAAGCAAUUCCCCAGUAAUCGACCCACACCCAACAAUGAGAAACCCCCCCCUCAACCGGGAAGUGGAAGCUCGGAGAUGUCUUCCAUAGAUAAAUGUAAAAAACCUCUCGACACCGUGGUCACCCUGGACAAAAACGGGAAAUCUGUGGCGGAAACCCGGUUGACCGUUGAUGGAGUACAAACCAAUGGUGCAGCCCUCACUGCCAAGAAAAUGAACGGUACUCUGGCCAUCCAAGUUAGCCAGGAGGAUCCUCAACGGAAAUGGAGCACGGAGAGUGGAACUGUCAUGAUCGACGUUCGCAUUCAAGAGCCCUCCGAUUCCCUUCCCACCAAACCAAAUAUGGCACACAAAGCCUGUGGUCCGGACACGAGCAUUUAUCAGCGGUCCAAAACGGCCGCCAUGUUGGCCGCCGGGGCCAACAACAACUCCCAAAGUGAUAAAAUACCCACGGUCGUGCUGCACCCUGACGGGAACGAACCGGCCACGAAAUUGAACCCAACCUCCCCUUCACCGGAUGAGGAGGGUAAACAAAGGAACCGUCUGAGCUUGUCACUCUUCUCACCUUCUUUGAAACGUUCGUCGAUUUGUUCGUUUUUCGGGGGUGGAGCCGAUAGCAAUCUACCUUCUCCCGCCUUGAGCCAUCGACAAAGCACUGAUCUGAUGGGCGAGGCCUUGGACGCCCGAGAUAAGACCAGAUCCGGUUUCACCAAUAUGAUCACAAUGAAUCGAAUCAAUCGGGGGAGUCGCAAAAACCGACAAAAGAAGAAGGAGAAGACGUCCGCCCGAAAGGAGAAGAAGGCCACGCAAACCCUCGCCAUUGUCCUAGGUUGUUUUCUUGUGUGCUGGACGCCUUUCUUCACAUGUAACAUGCUUCACGCCAUCUGCUUAAAGUUCCAACUGUCCUGGAUGCCUGGAGAUACAGCCUUCAUCCUGACCACGUGGUUGGGUUAUAUCAACAGCUGCAUCAACCCGUUGAUUUACACCAUUUUCAACCCCGAAUUCAGAAAGGCUUUCAAGAGGAUCCUGGGCAUGGGUCAUUAAACUUGUACUUGAGUUACAGAAGUUAAAGAUUUAUCCAGAAUUCCCAGCGCAAAACCAUCAUUUGCCCUCGAUCCACAAAGAAAGUGCAUUUCCUUGAUGUCUGUCUACUUGGUUGGGAAUCAUUAAUUCAACUUAUAUGUUUGAGAUGUCAGUUCUUCCCCCUUCCGAAGUCAGCAGUAUUUUUUGAGGAUUGAUUGUGAACCCAUUAGGUUGAUAUUGUGAUCGUAGAUCUGUUCCAAUCAUGACUCCUGUUUGUUAAUUGAUUAACUGUAAACGAAGUACCAUUCAUACAGAAUAAAUUGACGUUACAUGUGUAUGGUAAAAUU